Messenger RNA from Podarcis lilfordi (Lilford's wall lizard), 747 nucleotides. The record is from the annotation of a GenBank genome assembly. NCBI's taxonomy places the organism in Eukaryota, Metazoa, Chordata, Lepidosauria, Squamata, Lacertidae.
AUGUAUCCUCCACAGUAUAGAGAUGAUCAAGAUUCCUGUGACGACUAUGGAGCAUCAGUGUGUUCCGAGCCAUCAUGUGCUCCAUCGGGAGCAUCAUAUGACCCCUGUGACUCUGUGAGCUCCAGCUCUGCGGUGGACUGCUGUGGUACAUCAUCGCAGCAAUACUGUCCCCCUGCACAACAGUAUUGCCCUCCUGCUCAGAAGUACUGCCCUCCAGCUAAGAAGUACUGCCCUCCCACCCAAAAGUACUGCCCUCCUGUACAGAAGUACUGCCCGCCUCAGCAGAAAUAUUGCCCCCCUGCUCAAAAGUACUGCCCUCCCGCUCAAAAGUACUGCCCUCCCGCCCAAAAGUACUGCCCUCCUGUACAAAAGUACUGCCCACCUCAGCAGAAAUAUUGCCCUCCGGCCCAAAAGUACUGCCCUCCGGCCCAAAAGUACUGCCCUCCUGUACAAAAGUACUGCCCACCUCAGCAGAAAUAUUGCCCUCCGGCUCAAAAGUACUGCCCUCCCACCCAAAAGUACUGCCCUCCUGUACAAAAGUACUGCCCACCUCAGCAGAAAUAUUGCCCUCCCGCGCAACAGUACUGCCCUCCCGUCCAACGGUACUGCCCUCCAGUCCAACAGUGCUGCCCUCCAGCCCAGACAUGCUGCCCACCGCCUCAACAGACCUUCACACCGGUUGGAGAGCCCGAGAUCUGCCAGAUACAACAAGUCUGCCAAGCGCCACCACAUCUUCUGAAGAAGUAG